GUGAUUACAAGAAAAUAACAAAAAGACCAAGAAGCUGCUGAGAAGGUCAGAAUAUUAUUAUUACUGAAUAAUACAGAAAAAAAAUAUAUAUAAUUUAUUGUUGUAACCGUUUAUUUAUUUUUCUGUUUAGUAUGUUUACAUUUCUGUUGUUGCUGUGUUUGGUGGGAUCUAUCUACACUCAGGAGUCUGGUAAGUUAAAAAACAAACUGAGGUAAAAUUUGUAAUGGUAAAUGUUUUAUUAUUUUAUUACUUUGCUGUUUAUUGACUUAAAAUUUGCCUUCAGGGGAUAAUGUUCAGGAAGACUAUGACAUCCAAAAUAAUAUAGAACCCUUCCCUCUAAGUGAUGCCACAUCUGAGGACCAUCUGGAGGAUUCUCUGACUUCUGAUAAAAACACAAUUGGUGAUAAAUGUACAUCCUACAAAUUUUAUAACCAUCAUCUUACUUUUAGUGCUGCUCAGGUUGGUGUUUUCAUUUGUUUGUGUUCAUUUCACACAUUUUCAGUGGAUUGCUUUUUUAUUUGCAUCUAUGUAAAUAUAUAUGCCUCUUGCCUGUGAUUGGCUGAGGAUGAGCUACUUUCAUCUAUAAUCAUAGACAUGUGUCGCAAAUAUAAUUUCGCUUUGUAGAGCUUCUGAUGAUGCCUGGAUCACAAAACAAAUCAUUAUUACUAUUUUAUUUUUAAACAUUUGUACGCAGCAAAUAACUAUUGAAAUUAAUUAAAUUGAUGUCUGUGGUUUAAGGGUACAUAACCGGCAUUAACUUGUCAGGGCAUAAUUAUAUCCUUGAUUCACUCAUUCAUUAAUUUUAGAUAUAUCAUAUAAAGGGAGUUUAUUUAAGUAGUGCCUAAAUGUUUAAAUGCUUAAAAAAAUAAAGUUGUACGUUGCAUCUUUGGAUAUAAUGUGUCACUAUUCUUGCUCAAUCCAAUACAUUCUAAUCCUGGGUAUAUCUCUAUCUACAUUGUGUUCCAUAGGGAAUCUGUAAACGGUAUGGUGGGAAUCUCUGUUCAAUUCACAGCGCAAGGACCAACCGUUGUGUUUCGAAUCUGGUGAGGAGAGCAAACAGAAGUGUAACAUUGGUCUGGAUUGGUGUGAGGAACUAUGGAGGAGUAAGUAAAAUUUUAUUCCAUCUUUAACAUAUUAAAUUAUUUUAGCAUAAGAGCAUUUUUUUUCUUUGAAACUGUUUGUUUCACAUACUAUUGGAGAUUAUUAGAAUUAAUACGGUUUGUCCUGUGCAGAAAAAUACUGACUUGUACUCGUUGCAAUCAAUUUUUUGCAAUUGUUGCACAGUUUUUAUGUACAGUGAGGGAUAAAAAUUUAUUUGAUCCCCUGCCGAUUUUGAACGUUUGCCCACAGACAAAGAAAUGAUCAGAAUAUAAUUUUAAUGCUAGGUAUAUUUUAACAGUGAGAGACAGAAUAACAAAAAAAUUCCAGAAAAACGCAUGUCAAAAGUUAUUCUGUCUCUCACUGUUAAAAUACACCUACCAUUAAAAUUAUAGACUGGUCAUUUCUUUGUCAGUGGGCAAACGUUCAAAAUCAACAGGGGAUCAAAAACGUUUUUCCCUUACUGUACAUGCUCUUCUCACUCCUACAAAACUACCAGAUUUGCCCCAAUUGGACUGCUCUAAUUUGGUUCAAAUAUUGAUUUAAUUCAAAUUAAUUUUACUAUAUUGUUCAGGUCAAUAUGUGUUAUAGCUGUGUAUUUAUCAAACUAGUCCAAAAAAAAAAUAAUCAACAUUUUCAUAGCAGUUGUCAUAUUCCCAGAGACCUGGCAUCAGUGUACAGCUCACCAGCCAAGUCUAUUAGCCUAUCAUAUAAUUUAUCAGACCAGCACUUACAAACUCCUUUUACAGAUUUUUAUAUACAUAUGCUCGAUCUCCUUAACAAACAUUUAACUUAACACACGCUCACACUACGACAGAGGCACACUUAUUUACAUACACUUUUACACUAAAUUACACACACUGACACACAGUAAAUAACACACACAUACUCAAUAAUUUACACACAAUCACACUAAAUUGUUAUCACACUUAUUUACAUACACUUAUGAUAAAUUACACACACACAGUAAAUAACAUACAUACACACUCACUAAUUUACAGUCACACUAAAUAUCUAACUUAUUUACACACACACACUCACACUGAAUUACAUACAUACACACACUAGUCGACCUAGUAGAGACUAUGUCUCUAUAUAGUACUGGAUGUUCUAAAAUUUAUUUUUGCCCUUUUAGGCCAUUAACUUUGAAUACAUUUUAGGAAAGAACAAUUUUAGGUGUGCAGGUUGCAUAAUUUUUUUUGUUGCAAUUCUUUUCAGAAUUCUCCAUUCAGAAAUGUAGAUGGCACUCGACUGGACUACACCAACUGGGGAUGUGGGCUAUCUUCCAGUAUUAGUAGGUGCGCUGCCCUCAAUAUUCACAGUAAGUGAAAAAAGGUCUUGGCCUUGCUUUAGUUUUUAGCUAUUAGUAUAAAAACACUAAAAUUUAAAUUCUUCGGUCCUAUUACUAUAACAGUAUAAGUAUACGGACACAAGUAUCUGCUGCUACCUGCUGCGUGCAAUGUAGUUAUUGUGGAAUCAAUUGAAUGCAACCUUAACUAGGGCCUCUGUAUAAAUUUUCUGUAAAAAUAGAGCUGGUCUCUGUCGAUUGAGUAAUUACUGUCGUCGAUGUCUUACACUCAGCUACCAAACACUGUUUAUAAUAAAAUGGCCUGAAUCUGAAAACGUGUAUCAUUUUUCUGCACUCAUACAGUUAUCACUUUGCUCUCUGUUAAUGAAAUAUGAGUUGACCUUGUUAUUCACACAUUUGUGGAAGACAUGUACACUUUAAAAGUGAUUCGUAAUCAUUGUGUCUCACACAGCAUCGCCAAAAUCUUUUCCAAGUAGGAUAACACUCUGUGAUAGAUUACAGAGAAUACCAGGUGAAGGGUACACAUGUAUGGAUCUUCUAUCCACCUAGCUCUGGUGAUAUGUUUUUUUAUGAGUUAAAGCACAAAUUAAGAAAAUUGAUACAUGCUGCAAUAUAAUAUGCUCUAAUAGAUACUGCAAAACCCCUUCUCCUAAUAUUUUUCUUUUUUAUAGCUGGUCGAUGGCAUACUUUCCAUUGUGGGAUACGUCUUCCAUUUGUUUGCAACUACUAGCAAUUUGGUUAACCUGCAACCUGCAACACCUCUUUAUGGGCAUUCCAGACCCAGCUUAAUGUGCAUUUUUAAACAUAUUUUCAAUAAAGUUUGCAGCAAAAUAUGUAUAAUGUGCUUUGUGUGUAUUGUAUAAUGUUGAGUAUUUUAAUUUCCUGUUGAUAUUAAUAUAAAAUCUAAAAAGGAG
Messenger RNA from Pelobates cultripes (western spadefoot toad), 3321 nucleotides. Lineage: Eukaryota; Metazoa; Chordata; Amphibia; Anura; Pelobatidae. The record is from the annotation of a GenBank genome assembly.